This is a messenger RNA of Zygosaccharomyces rouxii, 3543 nucleotides long. RefSeq names its product CCR4-NOT core subunit CAF130 (gene CAF130). The transcript has a single exon. The record is from RefSeq and is a predicted model, not a curated record. The coding region runs from base 1 to 3543 and encodes 1180 amino acids. NCBI's taxonomy places the organism in Eukaryota, Fungi, Ascomycota, Saccharomycetes, Saccharomycetales, Saccharomycetaceae.
AUGGUUAAGAAGCGGAAGUCGAAGACUAAUAGUAGUAAUGUUACAGAAUCUGCAUUCAACGGUAAUGGUAAUAACAUUAAUAAGGAAGAAUAUAUACCUUUAGGGGCUUUAAAAGAUGAAGACAUGUUAGAUUUAAAGAUGAUUUCACUGGAAGAACUAUUAGCUGAACGUGAAUUAGAUUACGAUGCUCGUUUCGAAUUUUUAGAUAGGUUAUUAAGGGACUCAAAGAGCUGGAAAGAUCCACAGUUGAAAUAUUCGUUGUUAUUAGAAAUGGUUAUAGUGGCUCUCUUAACAACAAGAGCUGGUCUUUCAGUUUUAGCACUUUUAAAACCGUCUGGUUCAAAUCCAUCAAUUCCAAAAUGUAUUUCGAAUCAGCGUAAAUGGCUAGCACAAGUCGAAAGAAAGGGCAAAUUACAUUCUGAUUUGAUAUCCCAAUGGCAAAGUGAUGAUGAUAUCUUUUUAAAAUUUUUGCAUUUUCUACUCAAGAAUGAAGAUGUAUGGUUACCUUGUGAAAAUGUUAACCAGUGUGAGUGGAAAGUACCGCUAUCGUUUUUGAUACAAUCCAAAUAUAGAGCAGCAGAAUUGAUUUUAGACCCCAGUUACAACUUAUUGGUAGAUUAUUUCUUAGCAGUGGUACCACUUUGUGAAAAAUGGCUUAGAAGAGCCAUUUCAUACGGUAAUGGCGUUCAUUUAAAACGCACAGUGAUUAAUUACAAUCGAGUUUAUGAUUUCUCAGGUUAUUUCACCUGGUACACUUUACAAACAAGAGGUUCCAACCAUCCCUUCGUGUCUCAACAAAUUUUGUUCGAUUUGAUUGACUCUGACGAUAAAGAAAUAGAAGCGGUUUCGCAAAUCGAAUCCAACGAUCAGGAGGAGAGGAUACAAAUAAUAGAUCAAAUACGUUCUGCUAUUCAAGAUAUUUCCUCGGCGUCAUUGAAUAGUGGAUUCUAUGGCGAUGAAGAUCGUUCUGCUCUUGAAGAAUACUCAGACAACUAUCAUCAUCAAGUGAAUCAAAAUGAGCAAGUUUUUUCAUUUGAUUUAAAUCAGGAUGGGUCAUUGGAAUUGCCCAAUUUAAUGUCUCACGCAGCAGUGCGACAUGAAAUUCUAAUGAAAGUUUUAAAAUUGAAUAAUUCAUCUUCACCAUUAUUACAAUUACAAUUUAAAAUAGUUGCCGGACUAGUGGAUCCUUUGACUCAACCGGCACCUAAUGAUAAACACGUUAUAUCUCUCGAUUUAUUGUAUCAGAUGUUUUUGGGAUUUUUGACACCUGAAAUUCAGCAAACUCUAGAAUUCGAAGAAGGUUGUGAUUGGAGAUUCCAUGUUUGUUUUAAUAUGCAAAAGAUUAUUGAUGCCUCUUUGGUUAGAUUAAACUUUGACGAUUUUGAGCGGCUAAAUUCGAUUAACAAUAGCGACGAUAACGUCGAUUGGAGAAGUCAGCUGGAUAAAUGGUUACCGCAUGGAUUUAAUACUCAGGAUUUAGAACUCAUCUGCAUGGUAGACAUCAUUGCCGUUUACACAAUAUACAAAUUAUAUGAACAUUUGCCAAUACAACUAAAUCCUUUCCUAUCAUCACUCAUAUCGUUAUGGAAAAAUUUGACCUGUGUCAUUCUCCUUGGUUUAGAAAUUGAUCGUAUCGAAGAAGAACUCGAGACGUUUGACACACCUUUAAUGGUACGUGCUACUAUUCGUGGUGCUGCUGCCCUAAGGGCCAUUGUAGCUACGGUGUUGAACGGUCACGUUGAGGCUACUAAGCAUGAUAUCAAGCACGAAUCAUUGAACACUUUCAUGUCUCCUCACGGAAGAAAGCUUUGUCAAGGUGCGCUCUACGCUGAACUAAGAUCACAUGCAGCUGCUCUAUUAGCACUUGGUUCUGAACUCGAAGAUGUCACAAGCCUUUUCUCAGAUUUACAACCGGGCGACCGUUUCGACGAAGAUGUCAGAUACAUGUUCGAGUAUGAGUUUGAAGAUUAUAACGAUCUUUCAUCAAGAGAAGAAGAUUACUCAGGAUUCGACAAAUAUGACGAUUACACAGAUAGUUCGAAGACUCAUGCGCGUAAAGGAUUUGGUAGAAGAUGUAACUGCAUUUUUGAUGACGAUGAAAUGUUAGAGGAUGAGGAUUAUGAAAACGAAUACGAAGGUCAUAAAGCUCCAAAACAAAUUCUACCACAACAAAACCCAACUACAUCAGUGUCAAUGUCAACGACAGGUAAACCCCAUGCAAUUAGGUCUGGAGGUUCAUUUGAAUUUGACUACAGUGGAAAAGAUUGGAGAGAUAUUCCUCGGAUGUCUAAUCUUUACUACUCACCAAACUACCAUUUCGUUGAAGAUUUAGAUCCGAACACAAUUAUUUCUUUGACAAACAAAGCUACCAAACAAAGUCUCAGCAAGAUAGAAUCAUUACUUCUCUUAGGCUCUGUGGCUACCUGUGUGAAAAACGAGCAAGAUGAAAUUGUCUUAGGUAACAUUACAGAGCUUCAUCACCAAAAUGGUAGCCGCGGUUCUCAAGUUAUUGACAAAUUGAAAGAUAUUUCACCUGAUGAUAUUUACGAGAUGUGGUGUAAAGAUUCGACUUUCGAAAAAAUGGUAUAUUGUAAUCACGAAGUUGCAUGGAGACUGAUGGAUGAAAUGUUGAUGUGUAGUGGGUUUCGUAGAGUUCUCAUAUGGUUUAUUACCCACAUGGAAUUAAAUCACUCUUUGAUUCACUACAUUUUUGAACUGGUAAUGGGCCUAAGGAAAUCUUUUGAUGAAAACAACGAAAAUGAUAAUGGGGACGAAUCAAUAAGCGAAAUGACCAAGGAGGCCCCUGAAGUACGAACUUCUUUGCCUUUUUCAAGACAAGGUUCGAUACAGUUGUCCAGCAUUGAAACUAAAAUGCUUUUACAAGAAUUUUUCACAAAUGCCGCCAUCUUUUUGACGGAGAAAUCCAAGGAGUGGAUAGGUGAAGAACCUAUGGAAGAUGAAGCUACCAUUAACGAUGGUGAAAAUGGCAAUGUGUCUCUUUAUGCAGUAGGCCUCAUGAAAUUAAUUUGCCUGAUGGUCAGAGCUUUCAUUAAAAAGGGUAAGUUUGAUUUCCGUGAAUCUGAAUGUGUCUUUGAAUUGCAAACGCUUUUGAUGAAUUGGAUUGCCAUUAUACCGGAGGCCAAAGAUUUAUUCUUUGAAUUGAAAGCUCUGGUAGCAGAAGUGCAUAGCGAUCCAAUGGAUGAUGAAGAGUUGAGUAACAAUCCACCAGAUUCUAAUAAGAAGUUAUCUAGUAUGGUUGAAAAUGAUAAUAUUAAUGGGAAUGAGGCUGUUGAUUCGGAGUACAAUCGAAAGCUAAUAAGUCUUUUAUCACCCGUUAUGCAUCGCAAGGAGGAAAAUGCUGCUGUGGUAGCGUUGAGGAAUUUCAUUAAAAAAUAUUCCUUUGAUACUACUGUUCCGCUAAUAGGGCGUAAGGUAGUCUACGAAGGUAAUGAGAUUUUACCUCUGCCCGAAUCUGAGACUCCAAUGAGUCUCCUUGAUUAUCUGGUAGAUAACUAUCCUCCUAACGUCGAGCACUACGAGUAG